Paramecium pentaurelia is the source of this 1757-nucleotide messenger RNA. Lineage: Eukaryota; Ciliophora; Oligohymenophorea; Peniculida; Parameciidae. The record is from the annotation of a GenBank genome assembly.
AUGAAUAAAAUCUUUAUUAUAGGGUUGAUUCUUUGUGUAAGCCUAUGUCAAUAAAGAAUAGUAAUUGAUAGAUUGUAGGGCACAUAGGUUGUGGAGGAAGGUGAUGAUGAAACAAUAUAUAAUAUUCAUUAUUAUGAGAAUGAGGAUCCAAAAGAAAAAUAUGAAUAAUUGAUGAACAAUUUGUUGAAUUUAAGUAAUCUUAUAUUUAAUUAAGACCAAACACAACUUUUAACUUGUAGAAAGAGUGACAGCCAUGAAUUUUUUGGUAUGUCAUUCCAAAACGUUGGAAGAAUAAACAAUGAGAUAAAGAAUAUCAAACUUAAAUAAUUUGAUGAUGAUUGUUUUCGUUAAUUGAGAGUGAGUUAUGAAUAUAAUGAUGCUGAAAAUAAAGUUUAAGUUACAUUCAUGCCAGGAAAAUAUAAAAAUGGAAAAUAAUGUUCAGAAUUUUAUAUGAUUGGAACAACUCUUAAUUAUAAUAUUGUUAAAGUUAAGAAAGGUAUUAUAAUAUAUAAAUUAAUAUAGAAUAGGAUUAUAAGGUUUAUUUCCAUUUCAGAAAUGAAUAAUAAAAGUAAGCAUUUAGAUUGGCUGGUGCAUAUAUCUUUAGAACAUGUGAUCAUUUUGAUUAUUGGAUUGGAGAUUUGUUAACUACUGUUGAAUUAUUUUUUGGAGGAUUCUCAUCAAAUCCUUAUUUAGGUUCAAUUUUUGGUAGUUAUCCACCAAAUUGGAUGAUUAGAUCAAAUAUAGAAUUUAUUGAAAAAGCAACAGGAUAUAGAUGGAAAGAGAGACCUAAUGUUUAAGUAGAUUGGUCUGAAGAAGAGGUUCAUUAAGGAGAUUUUUUGGCUAUUACUAGAUUUGAUGGAUUAGAUUAAAUUAUUGAAUGGGGAACAGGUAGUAGAUCAGAACAUAGUGCAGUGAUUUUUGAAAUAGAUGGUGUUAAAUGGGUAGUAGAAUCAUAAGAUGCAUGGUAUUGGCCUAAAAAGAAUAUAUAAAAGAAUAGAUGGGAAGAUUGGAAAGUUUAUGCUAAAAAUGCAGGAUUUAAUGUAGCCAUAUUACCAUUGAGUCCAGAGAAGAGAGCAUAAUGGGAUUAAGAAGGUGCUCUUAAAUUUUGGAAUUUUAUGGAAGGAUAACCAUAUGGUUAUCAUAAUUUUAUUUUUGGAUGGAUAGAUACACCUAAAGAUAAUUAUCCCACUUUAUUAAGUGCUGAAUUAGCUACUUAUAUAUUUUCAUUUAUUGAAAAAUUUGCACCAAGUAUUUCAUCAAAAAUGGUUGGAGAAGGAUUAAAUAAGAGAUUAGGAACUGAAGGAUUGACAAUCCCAGAAAUCACAAUAGAAGCUGCUAAAAGAGGAAUAGAAAUUGUAUUACUCAUAUAUCUAAAUUAAGGCUGAUUUAUAUGCUAUGGUUGAAAAGGAUGAAUGGAUUUACAGUGAUGGACCAAGUUAAGUAUGUUCUUCAUUUGUUAUUGGAUUAUAUAAGGCAGCUGGUUUAUUUGGAUAAUAUCAUGUUGAAGCAACAGAGUAAUUAUAUUUUAUAUAUUUUAUAGAUUUACUCCAAAAGAUGUUUAUUAAUUAAAUUUCUUUGAUAAAAAUUAUGUUGUUCCUGAUAAAUGUAAGAUUAAUGAUCCAGAUUUACCAUAUUGUUAAAUUAUGGGAACUCAUAGAAUGGAAUUAGAUGGAUACAAUACAAUUGAUCCAUAUGAACAUAUGAAUGAAAGAUGUCCAAGUUAAGCUCCUGAUUAUUAUAGACCUGAUGGCUGUUGA